Molecule: messenger RNA, 1491 nt
Organism: Trichomonas vaginalis G3
Lineage: Eukaryota; Parabasalia; Trichomonadida; Trichomonadidae
Product: dolichyl-phosphate-mannose-protein mannosyltransferase protein
Exons: 1
Coding region: 1-1491 (496 amino acids)
Biological process (GO): protein O-linked glycosylation via mannose
Cellular component (GO): membrane
Molecular function (GO): dolichyl-phosphate-mannose-protein mannosyltransferase activity
Source: RefSeq, a predicted model, not a curated record
AUGGUAAAAAGAAGGACAGGACAAGUUCCAAAGACUCAAAAUAAUGAACAAGAGAAACCCAAAAUACCAGUAAAAGAACAGCCUGAACCAGUUAAAAAAACAAAGAAAGAUAAAAAGAAAUAUCAACCAGAAUUUAGUAUUUUCAGGUUAGAUCAAAUUUUCAGGUACCAUGGAUUCUCAAAAUUUAGAAUAACUUUUGCUGAUAUUGCUUUGUUUACAAUUGUUACUUUAAUAUCUGCAUACACGCACUUUAUAGAUUUUGGAGAACCAAAUCGUGUUGUCUUUGACGAAGUAUAUUUCGGCAACUUCACAAAUUACUAUCAUCGUAAAAAAUACUUCUUUGAUAUUCAUCCACCGCUUGGAAAAGAACUGCUUUACUUUGGAUCAGUAAUAUCAGGAUACAAAGCAGAUCUCAAAUUCUAUUCAAUUGAUUCCGAUUUUCCUAAUGAUAAUAUUAAAUUACUCAGAUUUUGGCCAUCUCUUACUGGCACGCUUAUAACUCCCGUAGUUUACUUAAUGCUUCGUAUCUGCGAUGUUUCGUACAUGUGGGCCACUGCUGGAGCCAUUCUUCCUGCUCUUGACAAUAUGCUUAUUGUUGAAUCUCGUUUUGUCUUAAUUGACGCUUACCUUUGGUUCUUUGCCGCACUUUCGUCCUUAAUGUGCGCUUGCGCCGUCAGAUUUUUCAAACACAACAUAUUAUUUGCAAUUCUCUCAGGAAUUGCAGUUGGAGCAACAACAUCCGUCAAAUUCACCGGCGCUGGAGUUUCAAUAGGUGUUGUCAUUGCGUUUUUCAUGAAUUAUAAUUUCAUUGACGCAUUUGUUAUGAGUUUCCACGCUGCAGUCUCAGGGAUUGUUGUCUUUAUAGGUUCCUUCUAUGUUCACUUCCUAAUUCUCACAAAUCCUGGUCCAGGAUGUGAUUUCAACCGCGAUAUUUGUCGGGCCAUGGAAAAACACGAGUUAUCUCCAAUUGUAGCCACUUUCACAUUGAUCAAAACGAUGCUUGGCUCAAACUUCGCUAUAAAUGUUGAGCAUCCUUAUGCUUCGAAGUGGUGGCAGUGGCCAUUGCAGCUUGGAAAAGGAAAUUGGCUUUGGUUCCACGAGAACAAAGAAUUGUGGACAGUUGGAACUCCCGCUAUUUGGUAUUUCGCUUUCUUUAUGCAGUUUGUCUCUCUGUUUAGAGUGAAAAGCGACAGAUUUGUUAGGGGAUCGAUCUGGAUAUUUGUUACUUAUUUGAUCUCUUAUCUUCCUUUCUCUUUGAUCAAGAGAGUCAUGUGGAACUACCAUUACGCAAUUCCUCUCAUUUUCUCAAUCGAAAUGAGCUGUGUUUCAUUGAGUAGUUUCAACAACAAAUUUGUGAAGUACUUUGUUCCUUUUGUUGUUAUUGUAGCUGCUUUGAUUAACUAUUUGAUAUUGCUUCCUGUUACUAUUGGAUCACCAAUCAACAGCGCUGAAUAUUAUCGCAAGUUCUUCUUUAAUAACUGGCACUACUAA